AUGGAGAAGAAGAUGAUUAGGGCAGACAUGGUUGAUCUGAAGAAACUUGAUGAGCAACUGGAGAGGUAUGUGUAUCGUGUGCGCAACAAGCAAACGGAGACAGGUCGCGAUGAAUUUAGGGUUAGGGUUUCACCUGAGGAAGAAUGGGAAAUAGAUGUCAGUAAACUGGUUGUGAAGGACGUUAUAGGUCGAGGUACCUUCUGUGUUGUCCGUAGAGGAGUUUACGAUGGCAAAGGGGUUGCAGUUAAAAUGCUUGAAUUGGGGAUGGAGGACUCUGGAACCGAAGCUCAAGUUGCUUCAUUGAGGAAAGCUUUCAUACAUGAAGUGUCUGUUUGGAACAAGCUCGAUCAUCCUAAUGUCACCAAGUUUUUUGGAGCAACUUCACGACUGAACCUCAAGGGUGAUAGUGGAGAAAUUAGGAUGCCAAGCAAUGUUUGUUGCAUUGUGGUUGAAUAUCUUCUUGGAGGCACUCUAAAAUCUUACCUGAUAAAGAACCGAAUAAGGAAGCUCUCUUUCAAAGUAGUCAUUCAACUAGCACUAGAUUUGGCAAGAGGAUUGAGUUACCUUCAUUCCCAGAAGAUUGUUCACAGAGAUAUAAAGACAGAGAACAUUCUUCUUGACAAGAAGCUUACAGUAAAGAUAUCUGACUUUGGAGUUGCCCGAGUCGAGCCUUUGAAUCCUGAUGAGAUGACAGGCCAAACUGGGACUUUGGGUUACAUGGCUCCGGAGGUUCUUAAUGGUGAUCUAUACAACCGGAAGUGUGAUGUCUACAGUUUUGGGAUCUGUUUGUGGGAAAUAUAUUGCUGUGACAUGCCCUAUCCUGACCUCCGGUCUUUGGAAGAAUUUUCAGCAGUUAUCUCUAAGAAUCUGAGGCCGGAGAUACCCAGGUGUUGUCCAAGCUCUUUGGCUAAAGUGAUGAAGCAAUGCUGGGACGCAGACCCCAAGAAGAGACCGGAGAUGGAAGACGUAGUACACAUGCUAGAAACCAUUGAGACAUCCAAUGGUGGAGGUAUGAUCCCUAGUGAUCAGCCUCGGGGUUGUCUCUGCUUCUUCAGACAUCAAGGGUCUUAA
Molecule: messenger RNA, 1071 nt
Organism: Ilex paraguariensis (yerba mate)
Lineage: Eukaryota; Viridiplantae; Streptophyta; Magnoliopsida; Aquifoliales; Aquifoliaceae
Source: the annotation of a GenBank genome assembly